Molecule: messenger RNA, 2556 nt
Organism: Verticillium dahliae VdLs.17
Lineage: Eukaryota; Fungi; Ascomycota; Sordariomycetes; Glomerellales; Plectosphaerellaceae
Product: origin recognition complex subunit 4
Exons: 4
Coding region: 1-2556 (851 amino acids)
Biological process (GO): DNA replication; DNA replication initiation
Cellular component (GO): nucleus; nuclear origin of replication recognition complex
Molecular function (GO): DNA replication origin binding; ATP hydrolysis activity; ATP binding
Source: RefSeq, a predicted model, not a curated record
AUGAGCGACGACGCGCCUUCGAAGCCCGCCAAGCGAGCCCGUUCGGGAACCAACGACGAUGCUGCGCCUGCCAUAUCUACCAAACGACGAAAACUGAGCUCAUCGACGACCUACAAGCGCACAUCCCUCCACGAUACCAAUGGCAAUCGCCCGAGCAAGACGGCUGAGGCUGACAUCUACGACGUACCCGACUCUGACGGCGAGGCGCCGCCGCCGCCAGCACGAACUCGACUCCCCUCCGGGCCCCACCGAAGCGCAAAGAGGACUUCAUUGCCUCGCAAAGACACCUACGAAGUGUCCGAGUCAGACAAGGGCGAGCAGAGCCCAGACGAAGACGAGAAUAAUGAAGAUGCAGUUCCUCCGACGCCCACACGGCCCAGGACCACACCAGGCAAGACGCCCAGGUCAAACGGCACGGCUCGCAACGGCUCCGUAUCCGCGAAGACCAGCGCCGGGAAGCCGCGAGCACUCAAGGAAGUCUCCGCAACCAUCGAGAAGCCCGUCGAAGCGACGCCGGGAACGGGAGAGAAGAUCGAGGAAACGAUCCACGUUCGAUCGAGCGGACGGCGCAGAAUCCCCACGGCCAAAGUGCAGGACAACACGGCCAGCGCCCGCAAGCUCGCGGGGGCCGCCGCCGCGAGCCGGUCGCGAUCGAACUCGGUGCUGAAUACGACGCCCAGCGCGCAGAGGCACCACGAGCCUCUGAGGCGGGAUGCGGCGGUGCCGCUGAAGGGUAUCCUGACACCCUCGAAGCGUGCGGGGGAUACGGGCAAACGCCGGAAGAGCGUUGCGUUUGGCGCUGCGCAAAGCCAGAAGGGCGAGCCGGUGUUCUUUGAGGAUUUGCCAAAUAAGUCGUCGGAGAAGAGGCCUCGUGGAAGGCCGCCCAAGUACCCAAAGGCUACCCCGAAGCCGGUCAAGUCGACACCUAGGCAAGCCGAACCUGUCCUGGAAUCUGAAGAGGAGGUUGAGGAUGAGGUCCAAGAUGAGCCGGAAGAGAAGAAAGAGGAACCAGUGGCCGAGGUGGCAGAGGAGGAAGAGGAAGAAGAGAAGGAGCAGGAAGACACAGCCUGCUCGAUAUGCGACAAGCGCAACUCAAGGCCUCCGAACGAGAUUAUUUUCUGCGACGGCUGCGACAAAGCUGUCCAUCAGAAAUGCUACGACGUCCACGACAUUCCGGAGGGCGACUGGUUCUGCAAAGAGUGCGUCGACAAGAAGCAGGCCAAGGCCGCGGCAGGCGCCCAGCUGCCCAACUAUGAGCACCAUCUUCGCUCGCUACAGAGGGUGCUGCUGGACCGAUGCACGGGCCGGCGGCGUAUCAAAUUGAUCAACCAGGACGAGGCGUAUACGAAGGUCCAUCAGCUCGUUGAGCAGACCGUCUCGGCUGGCGAGGGCAACUCCAUGCUUGUGAUUGGUGCGAGGGGCUGCGGAAAGACGACGCUUGUGGAGAACAUUAUUGCCGAACUAUCCUUCAGUCACAAGAGCGAGUUUCAUGUCAUCCGGCUCAAUGGUUUCAUUCACACAGAUGAUAAACUAGCUUUAAAGGAGAUAUGGCGUCAGUUGGGUAAAGAGAUGGAGGUUGACGAUGACAUUAAUGCGAAGAUCUCGCAGACAGAGGAGGGGGUCACUUCCAAGGCCGUCAUCUUCAUCAUUGACGAGUUCGACAUGUUUGCGUCUCACGCGCGUCAAACGCUACUGUACAACCUAUUUGACAUAGCGCAGGCGCGCAAGGCGCCCAUCGCAGUGCUCGGCUGCACGACGCGGAUGGACGUUGUGGAGAUGCUGGAGAAGCGAGUGAAGAGCCGAUUCAGCCACCGGCACGUAUAUCUGUCACUGCCAGCGAAUCCGACGUCCUACUGGCAGGUCUGCAGGCAGGGACUGACGGUCGACGACGAGGAUAUGAAGGCAGAAGGCAUUGAUGAGGGUGUACAGGGACAUGUUGAGUUCUACCGCAACUGGAACAACAUGAUCAAGGAUCUGCACGAGGAGAAAACAUUCAAGGCGCUCCUCCAGUACCACUACUACACAACCAAGUCAGCAGCGGCGUUCCUCACGGAGUGCAUCCUGCCGUUAUCGUCCUUAUCAGUAGACGAGAUGGCCCUUGAGAUUCCAUCCGCGUCAGCCACAAUGGUCCGGCUCGCGGCCCCCAACUCGAAGCUGCAUCUACUGUCGGCGCUGUCAGACCUCGACCUCGGUCUGCUCAUCGCGGCGGCACGGUUAGACAUCGUGGCACACACGGACACGGUCAAUUUCGCCAUGGCAUAUGAUGAGUACGGCUCGCUGAUGGGCCGGCACCGGGUGCAGUCGGCAGGCGCGGGCAUGAUGGCGCUCGGAGGCGGCGUCCGUGUCUGGGGUCGUGGGGUUGCAGGCGUAUCGUGGGAGCGGCUCGUCUCGUUAGGUUUGCUGUUGCCCGCAAGCCUGGGCGGCGGCAAAGCAUCUGGAGGAGGGACGCACGGGGGCCUCGAGGGGCGGAUGUGGAAGGUCGAUGUUGCUCUGGAGGAAAUUCCAGGCGGCGUGAAGCUCAGCCAGAUGCUGGCAGGGUGGUGCAAGGCGAUCUGA